Molecule: messenger RNA, 6761 nt
Organism: Rhineura floridana
Lineage: Eukaryota; Metazoa; Chordata; Lepidosauria; Squamata; Rhineuridae
Gene: SLC35D3
Product: solute carrier family 35 member D3
Exons: 3
Coding region: 374-1636 (420 amino acids)
Cellular component (GO): Golgi apparatus
Molecular function (GO): antiporter activity
Source: RefSeq, a predicted model, not a curated record
GAUGGAUGGCUAUUCCAUUAGCGUAAUGGGAAGCGCACGGGCAGCCAGCCCCCCUCUGCGUCAGCAAGAGGAGCUGCUGGGCGGUCUUGUAGGCGGCAGGUUCCCGAGCCCGCAGAGGCAUUUCCCAGCGGAUCCGGUCCUCCCGCCCGCCCACCUCUAUUGAUCCCGGUCCCCGUUCAGUCCACGGCACGCUCUCGGCUCCCAGCAAAGUUGCCUUGCCUCAGCCUCGCGGCUGCUUCGGCGCGGAGCCCUCCUGCACCCUCCAGGCGCCCGGCCAGGUAGGCGGCGAGUGGAGGGGGUCACGGCAGACUCCUCAGCAGCAGUCGCGGCAGCCGCCCCAGGAGGACGGGCGUGGGGGGAGGCGGGGAGCACCAUGCAGCUGUGCCGGGGCCGCGCGUUGGGCAUCUCGGUGGCGGUGGCGCACGGGGUGUUCUCGGGCUCGCUCAACAUCCUGCUGAAGUUUCUCAUCAGCCGCUACCACUUCGCCUUCCUGACGCUGCUGCAGUGCCUGACGAGCUCCACGGCGGCGCUCAGCCUGGAGGUGUUGCGGCGCCGGGGCGUCCUGGACCUGCCGCCCUUCGGCUUCAGUCUGGCGCGCCUCUUCGCAGGGGUCACGGUGCUCUCCACGCUCCAGUCCAGCCUCACCCUCUGGUCCCUGCGCGGCCUCAGCCUGCCCAUGUACGUGGUCUUCAAGCGCUGCUUGCCCCUCGUCACCCUCCUCAUCGGCGUCCUGGUGCUCAAGAACGGCAUCCCUUCCAUCGGGGUCUUGGUGGCCGUCCUCAUCACGACCUGCGGGGCAGCUCUGGCAGGUGCAGGUGACCUGACUGGUGAUCCCAUUGGGUAUGUGACUGGAGUGCUGGCCGUGUUGGUGCAUGCAGCAUAUUUGGUACUCAUUCAAAAGACGAGUGCAGAUAGUGACUAUGGGCCCCUGACAGCCCAGUAUGCCAUUGCUGUUUCAGCCACACCUUUUCUCAUAAUCCUCUCCUUUGCCAGCAUGGAUGCCAUCAAUGUCUGGUCCUUCCCAGAAUGGAAAGAUCCUGCCAUGACAUGUAUCUUUAUUGCAUGUGUCAUGAUUGGCUGUGCCAUGAAUUUUACCACCCUUCACUGCACCUACAUCAACUCAGCUGUAACCACCAGUUUUGUUGGGGUAGUGAAGAGCAUUGCAACCAUCACGGUCGGUAUGGUGGCUUUCAGUGAUGUCGAGCCCACAAAACUGUUCAUAGCAGGCGUGGUGGUAAAUACAGUUGGCUCCGUCAUUUAUUGUGUGGCUAAAUAUAUUGAAACGAGAAAACAAAGCAAUUAUGAAGACUUGGAGAAGGAAAUUAGGGAGGAGGAGAAGAAACAAUGCAAUGAAGGCCAGCCACGUUUUAUAAUGGAGGAGAUAUCCAAGGAGACAGAACACGGGGAAAUGCCAGUGGAAGAGGCAGGAAAUGGAAGCAAUAAGCAAAGCAUAGAGCAGAAGGACAGCAUUAUGGGACAAGCAAAUGCACCCACUAUCACUGAUGGUGACAUCUCUGAAGGAGUUACCAACAGCUCAUUAAAGGAUGCCUACCUUGGAGUAUGGAGGUUGGUUAGGGGGGCUAAUUAUACGAAGAAAGAUUACCUAGUAGAGAAUGAGGAGCUACCAAGUCCUUGAAGAAUAAUUUCUUACAAAUAAUCUAUCAAGAUACAUACAUUUUAUUAUUUGUGGUGAGAGUACAGAAGGACAGAUGCUUUCAUAUGUUCACAGACAACUCUUAAUUGUUUGUUAGGGAGAUUUUACCUCAUUCUGAUGGAACAAAGGCACCAUGUUCAUGCUUAGAUUCAGUGAAAUUCCAUUUUUCAGUGGGUUUUUCCACUGAUUUGCAUUUGUGUGAGAUGAGAAUCAGGCCUGGACCAACACAACAGGUACCCAAACACACACAAAAGCUUACUUUUAUAUUCACCUAAACCAAUUUUUUAAAAUUAAUAGUGUGUUCUGUAAGUAAUCCUUGAAGUACUAACAGAAUUGCUCCUAGCAGUUAAAAGCAUGAUACCCAUAAGCAAAAGCUAAAAAGAUUUGUUCCUAAGGUAAUUCAAAAGCGAGUAUCACUUGAUCCUCUGUGGUUUGAAAGCUAAACAAAAGGGAAUUGCAAAAACUGUAAGUGAGCCAUCUCAUGGGCCCCACUUACUGUCUUCCAGAUGCACUGCAAGUCCCACCCAUAUGUGGACAAUCCUUGUAGUGAAUGAACAGAAGUCAUUUAGUAAGAUCUUCCACCAUCCCAUGUUCUCUCUGUCUAGGCUGCGUUCAGAUGGUGGUUAUGUGCCUUCAAGUCGAUUACGACUUAUGGUGACCCUAUGAAUCAGUGACCUCCAACAGCAUCUGUCAUGAACCACCCUGUUCAGAUGUUGUAAGUUCAGGUCUGUGGCUUCCUUUAUGGAAUCAAUUAUCAUUUCUGCAUUUUAUUUGAACUUUCACACAAUAUAAAAGUCACUUCUGGAAAUCUAGUGGAAGUUUAGUGCUCAUUUCUGGGUUUUCUGCUUCCAGAAAAUAUCUGUUUGGAACCCCAUGAAUCCAAAAUAUCAUGGGAUUAAAGUAACUAAAUGUGGGGCAGUAUACCUACAUACAGUUCUUUCCUGCCAUUUUCCUGGGGUAAUCAUGGGGGAAUAGAAGUGCACAGGUGCAGAAAGAGUUGGGGAUAGCAACAUGUCCAAUGACAUUCAUUGUUGUGUCAUACCCCAUACCCACUUGGGUGAAUGAAACUUAGCACAACAAGGCAGUAUAUCAGUAAAAAAGCCCACAGUUUCAUAAUGUAGGAGGUACUGCAAUGUGAAAGGAACAUUCGAAAUUGGGAUAGAAGCACUAUCAUUAUAAUUAGUAAAACGAAUGCAGUAAACCCCAUGUCUAAAUGCGGCCCUAUUCUGCCUUUGCUGACAAGAUAGGUGUGGGAAGGGAACUGAGCUGUUUAUAUACCAGAUGGCCUCUGAGCUUUCUCUACUAGCUUAUUUUUAAUUAACAUAUAUAAUAACAGACAUACAUAGUGUGUUCAAGAAUACUUUGUCUACUGUAGAGUUCAGAAGUCAGGUGUUAUUUUAAAACACAUUUCAAAUGCCCAAUUAUUGUAAGAAUAUAAUAAGUUAAGCCAGCUGUCCUCAGCCUAGUGCCCCCUGGAUACUGUUGGGUUCUUAACUCCUAUCUAUCCGAGUCUGAUAUCUGUGUGGCCAAUGGUCAGGGAUUGAUGCGAGUUGUAGACCAAAAUAUAGGGACAUCAGGUUGGGGGAAGCUUCUCACAGUGGCCAAUCAGAUGCAUCCAGGAAAUAUACAUGAAGGUUUUGGAGGAAAUAGCCUGUUCCAGGGUUGCUGCCAGCAGCUGCUAUUUAGUGGCAUACAGUAUUGUUGCUGAAAACCCACUGAUAAAACAAUUCUCCAUUAAUUUGCCUAAUCCCCCUUUAAAGCCCCCUACGCUAGCAGCCACCAACAAGCCUUGUGAUAGUGAAUGCUAUACCUUAUUUAUUUAUUAAAAUUUAUAUGUUGCUUGGUUGUGAGAAACCUCUAAGCAAGUUUACAAAAAACAUUAAAAUUAUAAAUAAAACCAGAUAAAAACAAGUAAUUAAAAACAUUUUUUUAAAAAAUGAUUAAAACAAUAGUAGACUAAAAAGAGAUCCAUGUAUCUCGAUAGGCUCGCCUAAACAAAAAAUGUUUUAAGCAGACACCUAAAAGAGUAUAGUGCAGGUGCCUGCCUGAUGUCAAUACGCAGGGAGUUCCAAAGCACAGGUGCUGCCACACUAAAAGAAUGAUUUCUUACAAGUGCAGAAUAUUAUGUGGCACCUGUAACCGUGCCAGUUUCACAGAUGGAAGUGGUCGAGUAGGCACAUAUGGGGUAAUGUGAUCCCACAAGUAAACUGGUCCCAAGCUAUUAAGGGCUUUAUAUACCAGUAGUACCACCUUGAAUCUGGCCUGGUAACAAAUCAGUAAUCAAUGCAGAUUAUGUGUGGUAUGAAGAAGUACUGUCUUUUGUUUUACAUCAGAAGCAUUAUAAAAUGGGUUAGGGCAGUAUGUUAGGGGAAACAUUUGUGGAAAGGAGUUGCUGAGAAUCCAGAGGUCAGGUAUUUGGUGCAGUGUGACUUGUGAGAGAGGAAGACACAGUGGUGUCAUCCUGCCUGUGGAAAGAAAAUUGGUUUUGAGGGCAAUUCAAAUCUCAUGGAUUUAAUCCUCAACUGCUUCAACCCAUCAGCCUCUUUUGCACAACACAGUAAACCAAACUAAGGCUUACUGGGUGUGUGAGAGUCCCAAACUAUAGCUUACUGAGUAAGCCUUACUGGGACCACAUAAAUGUGCAGGGUCCCAGAGCAGAGCUCUUUUUACUCUUGCACUGCACUGAGCUAUGGUUUGGCUUAACAUGUCGUCUAAACCUGGUCUGCUUUCACACUGCACUUUAUUCCGUUAUUUUGAUGAUUUCUUACCUGGUAAUUUGUGCAUUAUAUUUGAUCUUUCACACGACGUACAAGCUGGUUUCUCAUGAUGUACAAGCUAGUGCAAGUUUAGCGCUAAAUUUUGUUAUAAAUAAUACCUGAAAUAAUCCGUUUGCAAGUUUGGGAAUCUGGAAAAUUAAGGGAGUUUUCACUAGCUGCAGCCGCUCACGUGACAGGCAUCCCAGCAUGUAGUGUGCUCCCACUGUUUAGGUGCAUGUUUUUUUGCCUGACAAAAAUUAUACUGGUAUUCCAGGUUAGGUGUGGGUAGAAGCAGCAUUUCCACCACCACUCCACACACACACACUGUGUCCAUAUAACAACAACAGUCAGAUUCUAAAGGUAGAGGGGUUGUAUAGUGAUGGGAUGAGAUCUUAGACCUCCUACACAGUGUGGAACUACAGUGCGUAUGUGUGUAACAGGAGAGAGACAAAAACAAGAUGUUGUUCAUUGCAGCUUUGCAACAGACAUUUGUGUGAAAUGCCAGUAUAUCACCUGAAAAAGCUACUGUUCCUUGACGCAAUCCUUCUAAAAGGAAUUUUAGAAAUCGGGACAGAAGCACUACCAUUUUAAUCUGUUAAACUAAUGCAAUAAGCCCAUGUCUGAAAGCAGCUCUGGGCUUAUGGUUAAGCACUUUCUUCACUAAUCAUGAGCUGAAGCAAGAACAAACCUUGGCUACAGCAUGUGGUUAGCAAGGAGAGAGCUCAACCAUGAGCCUGGGUUUGGACAACACACUAAGUCAUACUAUGGCUUAGGGUACUUCCAAAUCCUGAAAUUUUUGUAGCCACCCUCUGUGAACUCAAAGCUGACACAUGCAAACUUCUGAUAUAAGUUAGGAACAUGUCAAAACUCAUCUACAAGUUUCACCCAAGGCAAGCACAUGUAUACUGUUUUUAUUUCAUAAAUAAGGCCUCACCUCUACACAAAAGACCCUUCUGCUGCUGCUCUGUUCUCUAUGUCACAUUCCCAAAUCCAUUUGCAGACCACCCUUCCUGAUCUGGGUAUUGCAAGGAAAGGAAGAACGAAAAAGCAAGGUGCUGAAGCAAGGGAAUUAAUUUGCGCCCCUUUUCCUUGAGGUGCACUGAGAAUGAACAAAGGGCCAAAGACAGAGACUAUAGGCACAAGUCAGUUGCUCCAAUAGCCUUGCUUUGUCACUGAAGGUGAAAUUUUUACUAUAGGCAUGGCUGAAUGCAGCUCCUGCCCAGUCCAUUUAUUUCAAUGUGCCUUGUGCUCAUUAAAACCUUACUGAAGUAAAUGGCGUUUAGAUUAUAUCUGUGGUGACAUCAAGAGAGCAUUUGUCUAUUAUCUGAAUGAUUCUCCUCUGCAUCAUACACAGAGCUCAGUAUGCCAUACGGAUCUCGGGCUUUACAUGCAGAAGGUCCCUGUUUCAAUCCCUAGCACCCCCAAUUAAAGGAUAAGAGAUAGCAAGGCUAGGAAAUACCCACCUGAGCCUUUGGAGAGGAGUCAGAGUAGAUAAGUGGCUUUUGAAUCCUGUUCCAGGGAAACCUUGUAGUUCCUCAUCAUAGCUUUCCUUCCCUAAGAAGAUCAGUAAUGGUGGACUAAUUUCCCUGAGAGAUAGCUUGCCUACUAACCUUCCCUAGCUAGCCGUGUCCAGCCACAGGAGAAUAUUGUGUAUGCUGAUAUACUUGACUUGAUAUACUUCAGCUCCAUAUAUUGUUUGCAUUCUAGCAUAUCUGUUGCUUUAUCAUUAGUUUAAAUAUGUAUUUAUUUAAUAAAUAAUCUACAUUGGACUGUUAAAAUAGUUCCAUACUAUUAUCUGUAGGCAGGUGUGGUUCAGUAAAUUAGAAAAUUACUUUGUAAAUUAGUAGGCCAAAUUACGCAGUAGUAAUUCCAGAUGGCUUUUUAACUGUGUUCAACAUGCCAUGAUUUUUAACUAUACAACUCCUUGUUACCUGGAUGUAGAAUGUGCUAUGGAAUGCUAGCUCUCCACCUAAUAAGUAAUGGUGCCUUUUCCACAAGCUUUGUGGGGAAAGUCCUGGUUUGCUGCUUUUAAAGUGCUAGUAGAAACAUCUGAAAAUACCAACAGUAUUGGCCAUUUUAAGAAUGUGCUGUUAAACCUUUGUAUAGUGUAAAAAAAAAGAGAGAGAGAGAGAGGGAGGGAGAAAUACUGGUGGUUAUGCUCUAUCUCUGCUCAUAGCUUAACAUAGAUGUUUAAGAAUUCCUGGCUUUAAAAAUUGGGGAUUUGGUAAAUACAGCCUAGGGGUUUUUUUUCCAAUGAAAGAGACUGUUGUAAAAAUAAUACAACUGUUGCCUUAUGGUGAGGCAUUUUAACUGUAUAAAAGAACACUUCAAUUAAUCUGGGGAAUGAGACA